Knipowitschia caucasica is the source of this 2706-nucleotide messenger RNA. NCBI's taxonomy places the organism in Eukaryota, Metazoa, Chordata, Actinopteri, Gobiiformes, Gobiidae. The record is from the annotation of a GenBank genome assembly.
AUGGUGGAACUUCUCUUCAGAGCCGGAAUAAUACUCCUGCCCUAUGUCAUGGCCGGGGGAACCACCAAACCACCAGGGACGACCAAUGGCUACCCUCCGAAAGCACAACUACAAAUCAUUGUAUUGUCAGCUAAAUUAAAGGAAAACAAGAAGAACUGGUUUGGGCCGAGUCCAUAUGUGGAGGUGACAGUGGACGGACAAUCCAAGAAAACUGAGAAAUGCACCAACACGCACAGCCCCAAAUGGAAGCACCCACUCACUGUGAUUGUGACUCCGUUUAGCAAACUCGUCUUCCGCGUGUGGAGUCAUCAGACUCUCAAGUCAGACUUGUUACUUGGCAUGGCCACGCUGGACGUCAGUGAAACCCUUAAGAAGAAUGACAUGAAAAUCUCUGAAGUGGUGCAGACAUUACAGUUGUGCACAGACCGGGAGCAGACAGAUGUGGUGGGAGACCUCUCUGUUUGUCUGGACGGAAUGACUGUCGACCCAGAUAUGUUUGCCACUGCAGAGGCCGCUCAACACAGUACAACAAAUGGGGAUUCAUCAAAUCAAUCUGAUGGAGAAUCCGUCAUAAGACGCAGUCGGGACAGCUCUCCGGCAGUAGACGGUCUAGAACACAGGUCUUCACCUGGAGGCAGGAGACUUGCUAACAACACAGGUUCUUCCUCACCAAGCUCUAGACCACUGAGACCCCCAAGACCGUCUAGACCUCCACCACCGACCCCACGAAGACCUACAUCAUCACCAGCAUUAUCAUCAAAUGGCCCCACGUCUGCAGAGAGCAAUGGUCAGUCUGGUUCUGAGACUCCGAGUCGAACACCAGCCUCUGCCGGAUCCACAGCAUCCGAGUCCAGUCCGUUGUCUGGUCCAGAGAGGAGUUCAACCGCAGCCUCUUCCACCCCCAGCUCCACAGCGACACGGCAGCCCACCAGCACUGUAACCCCCUCAGUUAGUCCAAGAGUCCCCGCGAUGAACACUGGACCACUCCCACCUGGAUGGGAGCAGAGAGUGGAUCAGAAUGGCAGGGUUUACUUUGUCGAUCAUGUGGAGAAGAGAACUACGUGGGAACGCCCUGAGCCGCUGCCCCCUGGCUGGGAGCGCAGACUGGACCCUAUGGGCCGGGUCUACUUUGUGGACCACAUAUCCCGAAGCACUACAUGGCAGAGGCCCACUAUGGAGACUGUGCGCAACUAUGAGCAGUGGCAGCAGCAGCGCAGCCAGCUGCAGGGAGCCAUGCAGCAGUUCAACCAAAGGUUCAUGCUCGGGACACAAGAUCCAGCAGCUUCUCAGGAGUUUGAUCCUCUUGGUCCUCUGCCAGCUGGAUGGGAAAAGAGAACGGACACAAACGGUAGAGUGUACUUUGUUCAUCAUCCCACUCGCACCACACAAUGGGAGGAUCCUCGAACUCAGGGGUUGUUGAAUGAUAAGCCUCUCCCAGAGGGGUGGGAGAUGAGAUUCACUGUAGAUGGUAUACCAUAUUUUGUCGACCACAACAGAAGAACAACCACCUACAUUGAUCCACGAACGGGCAAGUCCUCACUGGAAAAUGGGCCUCAGAUCACAUAUGUCAGAGACUUCAAAGCCAAAGUGCAGUGCUUCAGAGCCUGGUGCCAGCAACUGUCAAUGUCUCAACACAUAAAAAUCACUGUGAGCAGAAAAACAUUGUUUGAGGAUUCCUUCCAGCAGAUAAUGAGCUUCAAUGCUCAGGAUCUCCGGAGACGACUGUGGAUCAUCUUUCCUGGUGAAGAAGGCCUCGACUAUGGAGGAGUCGCCAGGCAAUGGUUCUUUCUCCUGUCCCACGAGGUGCUGAACCCCAUGUACUGUCUGUUUGAAUACGCCGGGAAAGAAAACUACUGUCUCCAGAUAAAUCCCGCGUCCUACAUCAACCCUGAUCACCUCAAGUACUUCAAGUUCAUCGGACGCUUCAUAGCUAUGGCUCUUUUCCACGGAAAGUUUAUUGACACUGGUUUCUCGCUGCCUUUUUACAAACGUAUUCUGAACAAGCCUCUGACCCUCAAAGACCUGGAGUCCAUCGAUCCAGAGUUCUACAAUUCCCUCAUAUGGAUCAAGGACAACAACAUUGAAGAGUGUGGCCUGGAGAUGUUCUUCUCCGUGGAUAAAGAGAUUCUUGGAGAAAUCACGACGCAUGAACUGAAACCGGAAGGAGGCGACAUCCAGGUCACAGAGGAAAACAAGGAGGAAUACGUCAGACUGGUGGCCGAGUGGCGGUUAUCCAGGGGCGUGGAGGAGCAGACACAGGCAUUCUUCGAAGGCUUCAACGAGGUCCUCCCUCAACAGUACCUGCAGUAUUUUGAUGCCAAAGAGCUGGAGGUAAUGCUGUGUGGGAUGCAGGAGAUUGAUCUUGGCGACUGGCAGAGGAACACAAUAUACAGACAUUACACCCGCAGUACCAAGCAGAUCGUCUGGUUCUGGCAGUUUAUGAAAGAGAUGGACAAUGAGAAGAGAAUGAGGCUGCUUCAGUUUGUGACCGGAACCUGCCGUCUGCCCGUCGGGGGAUUUGCUGACCUUAUGGGGAGUAAUGGUCCUCAGAAAUUCUGUAUUGAAAAGGUUGGGAAAGAAAACUGGCUACCCAGAAGUCACACGUGCUUCAACAGACUGGAUCUGCCUCCGUACAAGAGUUAUGAACAGCUGAAGGAGAAGCUGAUGUUUGCCAUCGAGGAGACGGAGGGGUUCGGACAGGAGUGA